This is a messenger RNA of Lolium rigidum, 1079 nucleotides long. RefSeq names its product glycosylinositol phosphorylceramide mannosyl transferase 1-like. The transcript is spliced from 5 exons. The coding region runs from base 1 to 1044 and encodes 347 amino acids. Gene Ontology annotation, molecular function: glycosyltransferase activity. The record is from RefSeq and is a predicted model, not a curated record. Gene Ontology annotation, cellular component: membrane. NCBI's taxonomy places the organism in Eukaryota, Viridiplantae, Streptophyta, Magnoliopsida, Poales, Poaceae.
AUGGCGAAGCUGCUGCUGCAGCUAAAGGCCGCCGCGGUGUCGGCGUACAGGAGGAACGGCAACCGACGGCGCCACCCCGUCUCGCCCCUGCCCUGUCGCCACCCGUCCGGCGCCGGAGCCGGCAGAUUCGGCCCCUGUUUCGUCGCUGGCCUCCUCGCCCUCGCCGCCGCCGCCACCCUCACGCUCGGCCUCGCCCUCCACCGCGCCGACCCCGACGCCGACGCGCCCGCCUCGUCACGCGGCGCCGGCGACGGCAGCGGCUACGCCGUGGUGAUCAACACGUGGAAGCGCUACGACCUCAUGAAGAGGGCCGUCGCGCACUACUCCGGCUGCGCCGGCGUCGACGCCGUGCACGUCGUGUGGAGCGAGCCGCAGGAUCCGCCCGAGGCCCUGCGCCAGAGCGUCCUCAACUGCAGCCGCCUGCUCAGGGACGGCGGCGCCGCGGAGGUGCGAUUCGUGGUCAACAAGCAGGACAGCCUCAACAACAGGUUCAGGCCGAUCCAGGAGCUCAGGACUGACGCCGUCUUCUCCGUCGACGACGACCUCAUCGUGCCGUGCUCCACGCUGCGCUUCGCCUUCAACGUCUGGCGGAGCGCGCCCUCUGCCAUGGUGGGCUUUGUGCCCCGGAUUCACUGGCUUGCUGACCCGAGUAGCAGUAUUAAGGAAUACCGAUAUGCAAGCUGGUGGUCAGUCUGGAGGACAGGGACAUAUAGUAUGGUUCUUUCCAAAGCAAGUUUUUUCCAUAGGAAGUACUUGGAUUUGUACACCAACCAGAUGCCACCGUCUAUUCGCGAUUACGUGACGAAGAACAGGAAUUGUGAGGAUAUCGCUAUGUCUUUUCUUGUCGCAAAUGUAACUGGAGCUCCACCAAUAUGGGUCAAAGGAAGGAUAUUUGAGAUCGGAUCGACUGGCAUCAGCAGUUCAAAAGGCCAUAUUUUGCAGAGAUCAAGAUGUCUCAGUGAAUUUUCUUCCAUGUAUGGACAUAUGCCACUGGUAGCGACUACAGUCAAGGCUGUGGAUGGCCGAAGUAGCUGGCUUUGGUGAUACGGUUUGCAAUCCGGUAUUGGCGCUCCUUUUAC